CCAUUUUCGCUCAAGCCAUUUCGACCCAAGCUUGUAACCUCACGCUGCGGAACGCGCUGUUCUCUGAUGCGACCCCUGGUGCUCUCGGCAGCAGCUGCGGUGCUCCUGCAGCAAGCCUCGCUGCCUCGUGCAGCCCCAGAUGCGAAGACGACCACUGUCGCGGGCGUCCCGCAUGGCGGCGCGCAGUGUGCGACGGCGUGGGAUUGCGCCCUCGGUGGCGUGUGCGAUUCUGGGCAGUGCAAGUGUGACGUUUGGUUCACUGGUGGCAAUUGCACGCUCCUCAACCUUGCACGCGCAAGGCGGAACAAUGGUUUCAACAUGACGGGGCUUGGCUGGUCUUCGUGGGGAGGCCACGCGGUGCCUGACGAGCAGGCGAACGGCUGGGUCGGCCUCUUCUCAUUGAUGGCGGACAAGUGUGGCCUCAGAGACUACCACAGCAACAGCGAAAGCAUCAUGGCGUUUGCGCAGGAGGUGGACGGCCCGUACACGUUGCGCGAACCGUCAGACCCAGACGCAGCAGCAAAUGUGGCGGUGCCACCACCGUCGCAUUGCACGCAGAUCAAGAGGCAUCCAAGCGGCGAGUAUCACUUGUGGCACAUCUUUGCCGGUGGUAUGGACAACGGCUCCUCGAGAGAUCCGCAGCCGGCCCGCAAGAGCUGCAGCUCUGGCCCGGGAUCCAGAUCCAGCUUGCCGCCCCAGGAGGCGGGAGGCUUCCAGCAGCAGCUGUUCAUCCACACCUCGCGCACUCCGCGGGGGCCGUGGAGCCAGCACGGCACGCCAGUCGAGAUAAGGACCGUGCGAGGCACGACGGCGGUCCAGGCCUCGUGCGCGGCGCCGUACUACUUCCAGAAUGGCUCCGCUCUCGCGGUCUGGGGCGGCGGCGCCUGCCCGCAGGGCUGGGGCGGCACGGGCGGUGCCCACGGCGGGGGCGUGGGCUGCCUGUGGGCUGCCGCUGCGGCGCAGUGGCAGGGCCCCUACCGGCAGCUGGGGGGCCCUCCGGGAGACCCGGUGACGCACCCGGAGAACGAGGACCCAGCAAUCUUCAUGGACCUCCGAGGAGGGCAAGGUAUACCCAUGCCGCUACCAUUCGCCCCUUCUCCCCGUCAGGGGGGCUCCUGGGCAGCCCUCGUUGGCACCGCUGGAUUCGGCCCGAGAUCCUGGUCAGAAUGCGCCCUGGGAGAGGCCCGGGGAGCAGAGUCAACCCGCAUAGUGUAA
Molecule: messenger RNA, 1215 nt
Organism: Prorocentrum cordatum
Lineage: Eukaryota; Dinophyceae; Prorocentrales; Prorocentraceae
Source: the annotation of a GenBank genome assembly